CUAAUGCGUGGAUCAAUCAUCGGGACAAUAAAACGUGCGCGUAUUUAGAAGCUGCCGUACCUCCCAUCUUUCCUGCAAGUUCUAUCCAACUGGCCGUGUGGGUCCACACCACCACCACCACCGUCGCUAUAAUCUCUCUCACGACGGCGCACCGACGGCGGCACGAUUCUAAUCAACCCAACCAUAGAAUCCCCAAUUCAAUUUCAACCUAGGGCUCUCCCACAGCUGUUGAAGUAUUUCGAAUCUCUGUCUCUGUCUCUGUCUCUGUCUCUGUCUCUUGGUGCAAUGGACGAGGUGAUCACGGCCGCCGAUGCAUCGUCGAGCCUCCGAUCAUAUUCAUCGGAUCCGUCGAUUGGACCAUGGAACCUCCCUCUCCUGUGCGCGUUGCUCGCCUGUGCUCUCGCUCAGUUUCUCAAGCCUUUCACCACCUGGGUCAAGGAGAAGAGAUGGGAUUCUAGAAGAAUGGUUAGUUCGGGGGGAAUGCCAUCCUCACAUUCAGCGACUGUCACAGCUCUUGCAGCAGCUGUUGGUUUUCAAGAAGGAACAGGAGGAUCAGCCUUUGCCAUUGCCGUUGUGUUGGCAUGCGUUGUACGUACUUUUAAUCCAGGUAAUGUAUGAUGCAUCCGGUGUUAGACUUCAUGCUGGCCGGCAAGCUGAAUUGUUGAAUCAAAUUGUGUGUGAGCUGCCUCCUGAACAUCCUGUAUCUAGUGUUAAACCCCUGCGAGAUUCACUGGGUCAUACUCCACUUCAGGUGGUUGCCGGUGCUUUGCUCGGAUGUAUAGUAGCAUUCCUCAUGAAAAGCUCCAGUUAGCAAUUGCUACUCAAUUGUGGAUCGCUCAAGUGAUCAUAGCUAAUCAUCCCAUGAAGAAAUAUGAUUGGAACGCAGGAAACCUGUAUUUGAGGAUCUGAUUGCUGGAAGCUUGUUUACUUGUUUGGGGUCUUGGUUGCAACUCAUUCUUACUUCCUGUGCUUUCUGUGUGUAUAAUUAGUUUUUAGGGUUCUCAGGUUUUUGCCCUAUUUAACAUUAAAAAUGACAAGGACCCCAAAAUUCCAUGUAUCUGUAUCUUUCUGUUGAUCUGCAUUUGUUGUUUCUGUUUAGAACAUCAUAGAAGGAUUUUGAUAAAAUUUUAUGGGACAAAUUCAUUUAGCGCUUCAA
Molecule: messenger RNA, 1156 nt
Organism: Rhododendron vialii
Lineage: Eukaryota; Viridiplantae; Streptophyta; Magnoliopsida; Ericales; Ericaceae
Exons: 5
Coding region: 311-811 (166 amino acids)
Source: RefSeq, a predicted model, not a curated record